AUGGCGGCGCCAUACACCUAUUACCCACCCCGAAUCCAAAUCCGCCCGCCAAUCAAGGCGAAUGCGCCGUUCCGGGCGUCAGACCACCGACCGAAAGAGUACGAUGGCAAGUUUCGCGUCGUCCUCGUGUCGUCCGACAGUCCCGCGAGCGCGGCAAUGCCCAGCCUCGUGGGCUCGUUGUGUAGGGACCCCUCCUUCGACCUGCAGGUUGUGGCCACUCUCUCAUCGUUACGAUACUACGAUCAGCGAGCGCUCGACGACGCCGUAAAGGCCGCAUGGGACAUUCACGAUGAUGGGGCUUUCGACUGGGGCGUGCGCCGAUGGACAGACACGGACGAGGCAGAGGCGUGGAGCAGGCCCGGCGACCCGGUGCUGGCGUCCGAGCUAGCACGCUGGGCCGACCUCGUAGUGAUCGUGCCUUGCAGCGCCGAUAUGCUGGCCAAGACCGUCAACGGCUUCUCUGACAACCUCGGGCUCGCACUUCUUCGUUCACUCCCUUCCAUUACACCCAUCCUCCUCUGCCCAGCCAUGACUCCCGAGAUGCACGCCAAUGCAUUCACACAGAAGCACACCAUCACUGCCCGCGCGUCUGGAUUCAUCGUCCUCGGUCCACAGGGGACGAGCAAGAACGAACACCGCGGCGAGAUGACGGACUGGCGCGAUAUCGUGAAUGCCAUCCAGGACAUGGCGGCGCUUCACCAGAUGCGUCAGGCACAGGCCGCUGCGGAGCGUAUCCGUGACCCAUCCUCGGGCCCCGCUGUGUCGGGGUACCAGCCCACAUACAUGAGUGGCCCGGUGGUACGACAUCCGACUCCCGACCCGAUGACGUUAAUGAGCGCGAUCGGCAAGGCUGGAACCCCGGCGCGCGCGUUCGAGGAAGCGGAGACAGCCCAGGGGAAGUGGGAGGACGGGAUGGUUGUGGACACGGUCUUGUCUUCGGACAAAGACGGGGAGAAGGACAAGGGCAAGACUGGCGGCGUGCAGGUCACGGGCAACUUCCAGACGUUCCGGCCUGGCUGGGGCGAGGUUCCGCCCAUCGAUCCUAACGGCUUCUUGUUCGCUGUCCCAGGGCUGGCGACGACGGAACCGGGCCGCAUCAACCUCGGCCCGCGGGCCGAGGGCCUGACCAAGGUUCCGCACCAGUGCUCUGCGGCCGACCACUGGCGCUCAUUGAGCGAGACAGGCAACCCAUUCGGAUCGAAAGCGAACCCGUCGACGGUAGGUACCUUCAUUGCGCCGAGCACGAUGGUAUCUCCAUCUCGCAUCGCGAUGUCGCCAGAAGAAACUCCGGUGGGGAUGUCCAUCCUCAUGUCGUCGAUGCAGGUACUCGACCACGGCGGUGAAAGCAGGGACAAGCGCUGA
Cutaneotrichosporon cavernicola is the source of this 1362-nucleotide messenger RNA. RefSeq lists its product as uncharacterized. NCBI's taxonomy places the organism in Eukaryota, Fungi, Basidiomycota, Tremellomycetes, Trichosporonales, Trichosporonaceae. Gene Ontology annotation, biological process: coenzyme A biosynthetic process. The record is from RefSeq and is a predicted model, not a curated record. The coding region runs from base 1 to 1362 and encodes 453 amino acids. The transcript has 4 exons. Gene Ontology annotation, molecular function: FMN binding; phosphopantothenoylcysteine decarboxylase activity. Gene Ontology annotation, cellular component: phosphopantothenoylcysteine decarboxylase complex.